AUGCUGCCCGUCGUAUUCUGGGGGGCACACCACUCGAGGACCAAUUCCAACGACACUGGCAAGCGAUCAACGGACGCCGAUGCUAACGAUUUGGGCUUGUUGCUAAGAUUACGAGGAGGAGGUGAUGCGGAGGAGGCUGUGACCGAGCCCUCCCCGAAACCAGCACACGGAGGAGGAGAUUCGGUCAGCGAGGAGGCGGCGGGCACCCCGUCCUCACCCGGGCUUGCCCUGCCCUCGCCUAAGCCCGCCCCGGCGGGGUUCCGCCCACUGCGGGACGCGCUUGGGCGCUAUAUUCGCUACACCGUGCCUGACACACAAACGGGAGCGGAGGAUGCGCCUGUGCUCCCAGGAUAUAGGCAGCUGGACAGACGUGACCUGUUCGGCGAGGGGGAGGCCGACACCGGCGACUCGGAGGGCUCGGUGGAAAUGGGUCCCCCAAAGGCGCAAGCGGAGCCCUCGACCACAGAAAUGUGCAGGAAGUUUUGGGGCUCGAGGCCCGACAAACGGCCCGCGGAUGACCUAGCACUUUCCUCCGGCUCAGAAAGCGACGCGGGAGUCGGGACACUGCUGUCAGGCACUGCCAAAAGAGGCAAGAAAGCAAAAGGGGAGCGUAAAAUUGGUCCUCUUAGCAAGACCGAUCCGCUGGGCCGAACACCCGUCGUCCUGGUGGAGCGCAUCCGGCUCGGCUCCGGUUCGCGCUUACCGCAUGAGACGGAAGUAACCGAGGACACUGCAUCCCAACUACACACUACAGGGGAUUACUUAAAGGCCCGCGAGGCCACCAAGAAGGCGAAACGCGAAGAGCUGCGGCUUCAGGAGGAAGAGGAAGCAGAGAACUUCUGUCGGUCUGUCACAGCCCGCCAAGCAAGACUCUCUGAAACGUCCACCGAGAAUCAUGAGGGGAACCUCAACGACCGAGUAGAUGCCAAUCUGAAAGCCAUCAAGAUGGUGGCCGACAAGUCGAGCCAUCUUAAGGGCACCUUUCAAAAGGCCCUAAAAGAUUCGGUCAAGGCGUUAAAGGAAGUCUUUGAGGAGCUCAGGACACACUCCGUGUCUGAUGAAACGCGACAAUUAGAGGCCGCAAAUAAGCGCCUCAAAGCGGAGCUAGCAGAUGUGCGUUGCGAGCUUCGCAAAAUUCGCGAGGACAUGGAACGGCUCCAAAUGCCGCGUUGGGACUCACCUCCCUCAAAGGCAAUAGACAGGGAGGCGCCCCAGCCCGCCGCUGCCCUCGGACGUCCCCAUGUGGACGACCUGAUCGGGGCAAUCACAGUUAAGGUGGGACGUAUCCUUGACGACAGACUCGGAGCCUUGGAGCGAGAUGGCAGGCUUCUGCCAAACAAAACAGGACAGACCCCACUGGCAGUAGACCGGGGACGACAGGCCGCGCAAACGGUCACACCGGGGAAAGCGGCAGGGGGCGAAAAGUCAAAGAAGAAGAGAAAGAAGGCGAAAUCACAGCCCACUGCUGUCGCUGGACCGUCGGCCCCAAGCGGUCAGCAGCCGCCACCCCCUGCACCUGGGUCCUCGGACCAGCAAUGGACUUCAGUGGUGAGUAGGAGCGCGAGGAGGAGGGCCGCUGCACAGUCGAAGACGCAGCCCCAGGCAAACACAAAAAGGAAGGCAGCGAACGAGAAGGCUCAGGCAAAGGCAAAGACACGUAGUAGAGGUCUUCGCCCGCCGCGAUCGGCAGCUGUGGUGCUGACGCUGCAACCGGAAGCGGAGGCAAACGGCGCAACGUAUGCCAAGGUGCUGGCCGUAGCAAAGGAGAAGGUCAAGCUAUCUGAUCUGGGCAUUUCCGAUUUGCGUUUUCGGCGGGCAGCCACUGGCGCACGGAUCCUGCAGCUGCCGGGUGUGAACAGCGGUGAGAAGGCCGAUAAGCUGGCAAGGGAGCUGGCGGAAAAACUGGGAGAGGAAGUCCGAGUGUCCAGGCCGACAAAGUGUGCGGAGUUGCGACUAUCCAACCUGGAUGACUCUGUGACGUCGGAGGAGGUAGUCGCCGCCGUUGCUCGAGCCGGGGAAUGUACUCAGGAUCAGGUCAAGGCAGGGGAAAUCCGCCGGGAUCACACUGGUCUUGGUACAGUCUGGGUACGCUGCCCGGUCACGGCGGCAAAGAAGGUGUCCGACGGUGGUCGUUUCCUGGUUGGAUGGUCUUCGGCACAGGUGAAGCUGCUGGAGCCCAGAAUAUUACGCUGCUACCGCUGCCUGGAGGUUGGGCAUGUCAGGGCGCAAUGCCAAGCGCAAAUAGAUCGCGGCAGUCUGUGCUACCGAUGUGGAAAGCCGGACCACAAGGCGGCACAAUGCUCGGCCGAGCCCCACUGUGCAGUGUGCGAGGCAUCGGGUAAGUCGGCAAGCCAUGCCCUGGGCUCCAAGGCGUGCACUGCCCGAGGACAGAGGAAGGAUAGGAAGACUCGCGAUGGCCCCCCGGCCCCCUCGCAGUCCUCCCAGCCGGCCGCAACAACACCCGCGGCCAGCAAUGCGUUGGGGAAGCAAUGGCCGCUGAAUAAAUAA
This is a messenger RNA of Leguminivora glycinivorella, 2508 nucleotides long. RefSeq lists its product as uncharacterized. The transcript is spliced from 3 exons. Gene Ontology annotation, molecular function: zinc ion binding; nucleic acid binding. Bases 1 to 2508 code for a protein of 835 amino acids. NCBI's taxonomy places the organism in Eukaryota, Metazoa, Arthropoda, Insecta, Lepidoptera, Tortricidae. The record is from RefSeq and is a predicted model, not a curated record.